Messenger RNA from Knipowitschia caucasica, 870 nucleotides. Lineage: Eukaryota; Metazoa; Chordata; Actinopteri; Gobiiformes; Gobiidae. The record is from the annotation of a GenBank genome assembly.
AUGUACAGCAGAGAGCUACAGUGGAGAGCAAUAGCAGAGCGGAGAGCUACAGCAGAGAGCUACAGCGGAGAACAACAACAGAGAGCUACAGCAGAGAGCUACAGCGCCAUAUCUACAGCAGAGAGCUACAGCAGAGAGCAACAGCAGAGAGCUACAGCAGAGAGCUACAGCGCCAUAUCUACAGCAAAGAGCUACAACAGAGAGCAACAGCAGAGAAUCAGCAGAGAGCAACAGCAGAGAGCUACAGCAGAGAGCUACAGCGCCAUAUCUACAGCAGAGAGCAAACACAGAGAGCAACAGCAGAGAGCUACAGUGGAGAACAACAACAGAGAGCUACAGCAGAGAGCUACAUCAGAGAGCUACAGCGCCAUAUCUACAGCAGAGCGCUACAGUGGAGAGCAACAGCAGAGAGGAGAGCUACAGCAGAGAGCUACCGCGGAGAACAACAACAGAGAGCUACAGCAGAGAGCUACAGCAGAGAGCUACAGCGCCAUAUCUACAGCAGAGAGCUACAGUGGAGAGCAACAGCAGAGAGGAGAGCUACAGCAGAGAGCUACAGCGGAGAACAACAACAGAGAGCUACAGCAGAGAGCUACAGCGGAGAACAACAACAGAGAGCUACAGCAGAGAGCUAUAGCAGAGAGCUACAGCGCCAUAUCUACAGCAGAGAGCUACAGCAGAGAGCUACAGUGGAGAGCAACAGCAGAGAGGAGAGCUACAGCAGAGGGCUACAGCAGAGCGCUACAGUGGAGAGCAACAGCAGAGAGGAGAGCUACAGCAGAGAGCUACAGUGGAGAACAACAACAGAGAGCUACAGUGUUCGUUGGAUGUGCCGAAACGAUACGUGAGGUUUCAUUUACCCAUCACUAA